Messenger RNA from Exophiala aquamarina CBS 119918, 2124 nucleotides. RefSeq names its product histone deacetylase 1/2. NCBI's taxonomy places the organism in Eukaryota, Fungi, Ascomycota, Eurotiomycetes, Chaetothyriales, Herpotrichiellaceae. Bases 1 to 2124 code for a protein of 707 amino acids. The record is from RefSeq and is a predicted model, not a curated record. The transcript has 2 exons. Gene Ontology annotation, molecular function: histone deacetylase activity.
AUGUCUUCCUUCGCGCCUGUUGAUUCGAUCCGUGUCAACGGUGAGGAUUCCAAGAAACGCGUUGCCUACUUCUACGACUCAGAUGUCGGAAACUACGCCUAUGUCUCUGGCCAUCCAAUGAAACCUCACAGGAUACGGCUGGCUCACUCACUUGUCAUGAACUAUGGCCUGUACAAAAAGAUGGAGAUUUAUCGUGCGAAGCCUGCUUCGAAGUAUGAAAUGACCCAGUUUCACACAGACGAGUAUAUAGACUUUCUUGCAAAGGUUACUCCCGAUAAUAUGGAGUCAUAUCAGAAAGAGCAGCAAAAGUACAACGUCGGGGACGACUGUCCGGUCUUUGAUGGUCUUUUCGAAUUCUGUGGUAUCAGUGCUGGAGGCUCCAUGGAAGGCGCCGCCAGACUGAAUCGCCAAAAGGCUGACAUUGCCAUAAACUGGGCUGGUGGUCUGCAUCAUGCUAAAAAGAGCGAAGCAUCAGGCUUCUGCUACGUCAACGACAUCGUCCUAGGUAUUAUCGAACUUUUGAGAUUUCACAAGAGAGUCCUUUACAUCGACAUUGAUGUCCAUCACGGUGACGGUGUUGAAGAAGCCUUCUAUACUACCGACCGAGUUAUGACAGCUUCCUUCCACAAGUAUGGAGAGUACUUCCCAGGCACCGGAGAGCUCAGGGAUAUCGGUGUCGGCAUUGGUAAAUACUAUGCCGUCAAUUUCCCCCUCCGUGAUGGAAUCGACGAUGCUUCAUACAAGGGAAUCUUUGAACCUGUUAUCAAAGCAACCAUGGAGUACUAUCAACCCUCGGCUGUUGUGCUCCAAUGCGGAGGUGACAGUUUAUCUGGUGAUCGUCUGGGUUGCUUCAAUCUCAGCAUGAAAGGCCACGCAAACUGUGUUCGGUUCGUCAAGUCAUUCAACUUACCAACCCUCAUCCUUGGUGGCGGAGGCUAUACCAUGAGAAAUGUUGCAAGGACUUGGGCUUUCGAGACUGGAUGCUUGCUGGGGGAGAAUAUGCAAGCUAACUUACCGUACAACGACUAUUACGAGUACUAUGCUCCUGAUUACGAACUGGAUGUCCGUCCUUCUAACAUGGACAAUGCCAACUCAAGGGAGUAUCUUGAAAAGAUUCUGUCACAAGUACUUGAAAAUAUGAAGAGAACUGCGCAUGCUCCUUCAGUCCAAAUGACAGAUGUCCCUAGAGAUUCACUAGGUAUGAACGACGACGACGAAGCUGCAAUAGACGAUCUCGACGAAGAUGAAAACCCAGAUAAACGCCACACGCAGCGGAGGUCAGACAAGUAUGUCCAAAAGAACGGCGAAUUGUCUGACAGUGAAGACGAGGAUCCAGACGAACGUCAAGGGCGGAGACAACGUGUUCAGGCCAACUUCAGGCACAUUAUGGACGUUGGGGCGACUGAUUCGGGUGUUGAAACUGGUAGUGGAGUUGGCACACCCAUGCAAGGCUCGAGCGUACCUGAUGAUGCAGAUGAAAUGAAUAUAGACUCUGUUGAGCAACCUGUGGCAACCCCAAGUCCCGUUAAUGGACCUACCAACGGCUCUGCUGCCGUUUCAAAUCCACAAUCACCAGCUCAGGCCCCAGCUGCCGAUGAUGGUGACGUCGAGAUGGAAGAUGCAGAAGAAGUUGAAGUGGAAGUUAAUGGAGAUACUGCUCCUGCCACCAAUCAUACUACCCUGCCUGAAGAAGAAUCCACAAUUACCGUCCAACAGCAAAGGACGCCACCAGAUUCCCCUGCUCAACCCCAGGAGCAAGAGGUAGAACAGGGCGAGCAGCCUGUGUCGGGACCUGAGCCACAAACCACCAUCUCGCCCACCGCACCACCGCUAACAACAGAGCCGACCGAGCCCGCAACGGAAGCCCCGUCAGCGCCUUCUCCACUUGCAGCUGCUGUCGAAGCGAUCGAAGAAGUCGCACCACCAGCCGAGCCUGAAGCAGUCAUCAAACCUGAGCCAGAGGAGGCAAUGGAUGAUAUUGCCAAAGCACAGGCUGCAGAAGAAGGCCUCAUAGAGCGCGAGACUGCCAACGCGGAAGCUGAGGCAAGGACAGAGGAAGUCUCCAAAGCCGAGGAAUCAGAUAAGUCCGAAACUCCCGUCCUUGUGAACGAACCCAGGGAUUAG